Molecule: messenger RNA, 348 nt
Organism: Alternaria burnsii
Lineage: Eukaryota; Fungi; Ascomycota; Dothideomycetes; Pleosporales; Pleosporaceae
Exons: 1
Coding region: 1-348 (115 amino acids)
Source: RefSeq, a predicted model, not a curated record
AUGGCAGCUGAGGAAUGCUACUGCGCAAGGCGAGCCUAUCAAACUACCCCGGUCCCGCUCGAGACCGUCGCCAAGUCAACCAUCGUGUCAUCGCUCGAGAGUUGGAGAACUGCGCACGGCGUCGCCCCAUGCACAAAGACGUUUUUCACUACUGCUGGCCGCUCUUGUGCACAGAGAAUCACAGUAAUCCAUCACCAAGCAACUUUGGUAGCCUACUCCGAUGACCCCAUGAACGGUACUGGUACCUGCGUGGCUGUGCAUUCCCCCAUGGUCGUAAAAAUAGAUGCUCGGCCACUAGAUGAGAAUUUGACAACUGCAGCUGCCCAAAGAGACCAAGUGCAGCAUUGA